Molecule: messenger RNA, 328 nt
Organism: Chrysemys picta bellii (western painted turtle)
Lineage: Eukaryota; Metazoa; Chordata; Testudines; Emydidae
Source: RefSeq, a predicted model, not a curated record
CCCGUUCUCCCCUCUGGCCCCCAGCCCCACCAUGCUGUGUGUGCUGCUCCUGGUGGCCCUGCUGGGCCUGGCGGGGGCGCUGCCCUUCGAGCAGACGGCCUUCUGGGAUUUCUCCAUGGACGACGGCCCGGCCCUGCAGAACGACGAAGAGGCCUCGGGCAUCUUCCCCACCUCGGGGGUCCCUGACUUCGAGGACGUCGUCACCACCUACGGGGGCCUGUGCCCGUUCGGCUGCCACUGCCACUUGCGGGUGGUGCAGUGCUCUGACCUGGGUAUGCCCGGACGCCGGGGUUCCUGUCCCAGCAGUGGGGUGGUGUCUGGUGGUUAG